Molecule: messenger RNA, 1651 nt
Organism: Chaetura pelagica (chimney swift)
Lineage: Eukaryota; Metazoa; Chordata; Aves; Apodiformes; Apodidae
Gene: UBA3
Product: ubiquitin-like modifier activating enzyme 3
Exons: 16
Coding region: 1-1329 (442 amino acids)
Biological process (GO): protein neddylation
Cellular component (GO): cytoplasm; nucleus
Molecular function (GO): NEDD8 activating enzyme activity
Source: RefSeq, a predicted model, not a curated record
AUGGCUGUUGAUGGUGGGUGUGGGGACACUGGAGACUGGGAAGGUCGCUGGAACCAUGUAAAGAAGUUCCUCGAGCGAUCUGGACCAUUCACACAUCCUGAUUUCGAGCCAGGCACUCAAGCUCUUGAGUUUUUGUUAAACACAUGUAAAGUACUAGUUAUUGGAGCAGGUGGAUUAGGUUGCGAGCUCCUGAAAAACCUGGCACUGUUGGGCUUUAGGCAGAUCCAUGUUAUUGACAUGGAUACUAUAGAUGUUUCUAAUCUGAACCGACAGUUUCUGUUUCGACCAAAGGAUGUUGGGCGACCAAAAGCAGAAGUUGCAGCAGAAUUCCUGAACAGCCGCGUUCCCAACUGUGCUGUUGUAGCAUAUUUUAAAAAGAUUCAAGACAUGGAUGAAAGCUUCUACAGACAGUUUCAUAUUAUUGUUUGUGGGCUGGACUCUAUAAUUGCAAGAAGAUGGAUAAAUGGCAUGCUGAUGUCAUUUUUACAUUAUGAAGAUGGUGUACUGGAUCCAAGCUCCAUCAUACCUUUAAUAGAUGGAGGGACAGAAGGUUUUAAAGGAAAUGUUCGUGUGAUUAUUCCUGGUAUGACAGCAUGUGUUGAAUGCACACUUGAGCUUUAUCCACCACAGGUCAAUUUUCCCAUGUGUACUAUUGCAUCUAUGCCCAGACUACCAGAGCAUUGUAUUGAGUAUGUCAGGAUAUUGCAGUGGCCAAAGGAGCAACCUUUUGGAGAAGGUGUUGCAUUGGAUGGAGAUGACCCUGAACAUAUACAGUGGAUUUACCAGAAGUCUUUAGAAAGAGCAUCACAAUUUAAUAUUAAAGGUGUUACAUACAGACUCACCCAAGGGGUGGUUAAACGAAUUAUUCCAGCAGUAGCUUCUACAAAUGCAGUAAUUGCAGCUGUUUGUGCCACUGAAGUUUUCAAAAUAGCCACAAGUGCGUACAUUCCUCUUAACAACUACUUGGUGUUUAAUGAUGUGGAUGGAUUAUACACAUACACAUUUGAAGCUGAAAGAAAGGAGAACUGCCCAGCCUGCAGCCAGCUUCCCCAAAACAUAGAGAUUUCCCCAUCAGCUAAAUUGCAGGAGAUCUUGGAUUACUUGACCAACAAUGCUUCACUGCAAAUGAAAUCUCCUGCCAUCACAGCAACUAUGUAUGGGGGAAAUAAAACACUUUAUUUACAGACAGUAGCUUCAAUUGAAGAACGGACGAGGCCGAAUCUUUCCAAGACACUAAAAGAAUUGGGGCUUGUGGAUGGCCAGGAGCUUGCAGUUGCUGAUGUCACUACACCACAGACUAUGCUGUUCAAGCUUCACUUUACCACUUAAUUUAUUCAUAAGUAAACUGCAUAUACAGCAGGAGGCAUCUGUACCCACCUUGUAAAGCAAAUGUACUCUGUGGGUGUUAAGGCAACCCAAAACGUUCAUGUUAGUACUAGCAUUGUUGAAGGUUAGGUAAUCCAAUGAAUCAUCCUAUUUCACAAUUGUAUGUAGAAGCCAAUAUUUGGUGGAUUAUAUUUGUAUAAAUACUUAUGAAUGUACAGAACUCUGAUGUAUAGGAAAACACUUUCCCCCCACCAGUUUUUGUUGUCAAAAUGUCAAUGUUAAUAUACCUUCAGACACAUGGAAAUUUCAAGGUGGCCAAAAGUUU